Molecule: messenger RNA, 1212 nt
Organism: Cladocopium goreaui
Lineage: Eukaryota; Dinophyceae; Suessiales; Symbiodiniaceae
Source: the annotation of a GenBank genome assembly
AGCUCUCAUUUUUAUCCAUUUUUGGCUCAAGAAUUUUCGCUCCCAUCUUGGUAGCUGCCUCGAGCCAUGGCCCGCACUCUCCUCUGCUUGCUGUUGGUGAUCAGUUCCGCACCGUGAGCGAUUGCAUCGAAAGCAAGUGCCGUGGCUGCGGGGGUGGGGGGUGAGCAAUGCCAGCUGUGCCGGGAGGACCAAACGACAAUUUCUGCAUGUGUGUCGUCUUGCAUGCACAGCAUUUGCAAGGGCUGUGGUGGUGAGCAAUGUCAGCUGUGUCGGCAAAAUGCCAAGACCAUCGAGUCCUGCUGUUCUGAACCGGUGGCCUCCGUGACCGCAAACUUGGAGAUGUGCAAGGCAAAGGCACCUCAGAAUCCAUGUGAGGGUCUGUCCGGGGCUCAGUUCAGUCAAUGCGCUUGGGAGCAAGACGUGAAGACGUGCCUUGAGACCAACUGCCAGGGCUGCGGUGGCGAGCAGUGCCAGCCAUGCCGCGCUGACGCGCAGAAAAUCAACUGUUGUGAGGAUCAUCGUCAUUGGGACUCCGUGGAGCCACCGCAAAUGUGUGUCGAUGCCAAGGCGGAGGUGGACUCCAAGGACCCCUGCAGUGGGCUUUAUGGCGCCGAGGGGUUGCAGUGCGCCUGGGAAGAGGAUGCGAAGACCUGCGUGAAGAACGGCUGCAAGGGCUGCAGUGGCGAGCGUCAGCUGUGCCGACAAGAUGUGCAGCGCAUCGCCAGUUGCUGCGAUGAUCACUAUCAUUCCGUGGAGCCCCCCGAGAUCUGUAAAGACUCGAAGGAGGAAGCCGUGACCAGCUGCUUUGACAGCAAGUGCCGUGGCUGUGGCGGGGAGCAGUGUCAACUUUGCCGUGAAGACGCCAGGGGUGAGUGCUGCACUGGGGCCAUGAGGACUCCAUCCUGUGAAUCCUCCAAGGCUCUUCUUCCAUAAGUGAAGAACCGUGUACAGUUGCGUACAGUUGCCACUGAGGCUUGCAACUUGCAGGUGUGCUUAGACCAAUUUUGAGCAAGGCGAAGUCAUUGGCAACAAAUGACUCAGGACAAAAGUUCCUGCCGACAUGCAUAGCAUAGGUCGAACAAUUUUACCUUUUGGACCUGUCUGCAAGAGGUUCCAUUCCCUGCAGAUUCGGGACACAAUCUUGUAACAAAUAGAUACAAAUAGACGGUCAUGAGAGUCAAAAAAAAAGAAUGCUUGUAGCAUAGGUGAUCU